GAGAGAGAGAGAGAGAGAGAGAGAGAGCAGGCAGCGGCAGGCAUCACGACUUGACUUCUACUCCAGGCAACUUAACAAGGAGGAAGCAAAGCACACUGGCACUCUGUGAUUCUGUGCUCAGCUUACCAGUGCUCAAGUUAGGGGUUUUGUGUGUGGAAGGGCAUGAAAUGAGGUGUGAUGAAAAAGGACUGUGUUUCUUCAGUACUGGAUUGACAUGUAGUAGCUUACAAGUAGAAAGUCAUGUUUAGCUUUUGUGUUCUCAUUUAAAAUUUUUUUUUACUGUUUUUGGGGGGCAGGGAGGGGAUAUUUAUUUCAAGUUUUUAUUUCUUGAGUUUUGUUUAUCCAUGGUCAAGAGUUUCAGGGACAAUGAAGACCACUCGGAAAUGUAGAGCGCUCUUGGCUGUCAGUUUGAAUCUGGUAGCUCUCUUUUUUUCCACCACUGCUUUCAUCACCACUUACUGGUGCGAGGGGACACAGAGGGUCCCCAAGCCAAACUGCAGCAAGGACAGGAAGCACAACUGCAUUAACUACAAUGGGAAUGAUACCAACCAGAACAAAGUGCACUACAGCUGGGAGACAGGAGAUGACAGGUUUCUGUUCAGGCAUUUCCACACAGGCAUCUGGUACUCCUGUGAGGAAAACAUCAAUGGUGCAGGUGAGAAAUGCAGAAGCUUUAUUGAUCUGGCCCCAGCGUCUGAGAGGGGUGUCCUUUGGCUGUCAGUGGUGUCUGAAGUGCUGUACAUCAUGCUGCUGGUCGUUGGCUUCAGUCUAAUGUGCCUGGAGCUCUUUCACUCCAGCAAUGUGAUAGAUGGGCUGAAACUGAAUGCCUUUGCAGCUGUGUUCACUGUGCUUUCAGGACUCCUAGGAAUGGUGGCCCACAUGAUGUACACUCAGGUAUUCCAGGUGACAGUCAGCCUUGGGCCAGAGGACUGGAGACCCCACACGUGGGACUACGGCUGGUCGUUUUGCUUGGCCUGGGGCUCGUUCACCUGCUGCAUGGCAGCCUCUGUCACCACCCUGAACUCUUACACAAAGACAGUCAUAGAGUUUCGCCACAAGCGCAAGCUGUAUGAGCAGGGCCUCCGUGAGGAACAGACAUUCAUUGACCAGGAGGCCUUCAACUACUUCCGGGACCGCUCUGUGCAAUCCAUCUCCAGCUCUGUUGAAGUCUUUCCGGGGCCAGCAGGCAACAGUGGGGGCAAGACGCUGGUCCCCUCAGGCUCAAUAGACAUGGGAGAGAUCCGUGAGUCGCUCGGAGAGGAGCAGUGCUGAGACCGAUACAUCUCCGUGGAAAUGUGAGCAAGGAAUGGAGCUACGCUGCCUUUUUACCCGUCGAUCAACGACCUUCAGAUAGCAAAUUCAAACGCACUAUGUGAUGUUCCUUUUAUGAAGUGGUUGUGAGAAAUGGAAAAUACAGCAGCUUGUAGGAAGGCUCUCUGAAAAGGCCAGGCUCAGCUCUGUAUACAGUAGGUAAGCAGCAACAGUCACAUGCACGGUGGACCAUCACAGCUUAUGCAUCCGGUCUUGCUUCCUGGGUAGCUCCACUCGGACAUGGCCUGUACUUUUGUAAUUUCGAACUAAAUUGAGGCAAGAAGUUGACUAUAGCAGAACAGCCCUUUAUAUUUUGUGGCCAUUUCAGUUACUGUUUACAUAUAUCAUUGUUUUUUUGACUACCACAAAACAAACAUGUUACUACUGUACUUUCAGUUCAGACCGGGGUCACAUACUGGUCACCAUGUGUAAGUGUAUAAUUGCUAUGUACUGUGAAGCAGCUGAAAUAAUUAAUGUAAGUACAGUUCAGGCUAUUAGAAAGUAGACCACAUGUCCCACUGGAAGCCAUUGAUAAAGUACAAUAAAUAAAAACUACAUUUGAACAUCUUAAAACUAUGUAUUGCUUUAAUCAAAAACACAUGGAUAUUGCCUUAUAAAAAUAUUAUGAUAAAAUCAAACCUGUAGUUUCAAUAUUUAGUGAUAAUUUACAGUGAUUUGCAUUUGCUAUAAAAUAUAACAGACCACAAAUGCAUUUUAAAUGGCUUUUAUUAAUUUAUAUCAGGUGAUCUUCUAUAUUUACUGUAUUACAUUGUCCAUAUAGAGAACAUUUAAGUAUGCAGACAGAAUCUGAAUGUUUUGCUGGACUUGCUCUUUGUGAUGUUCAUAAGAUGUCAAUGUGUGUCCAACAAGCACAACUAUCUUCUCUUUUCACCCAUUCCUGGAACUAUAUUGAAAAUAAAAAGAUGUGUA
Acipenser ruthenus (sterlet) is the source of this 2241-nucleotide messenger RNA. Its product is annotated as germ cell-specific gene 1-like protein. Gene Ontology annotation, cellular component: plasma membrane. The transcript is spliced from 5 exons. The record is from RefSeq and is a predicted model, not a curated record. Bases 367 to 1272 code for a protein of 301 amino acids. NCBI's taxonomy places the organism in Eukaryota, Metazoa, Chordata, Actinopteri, Acipenseriformes, Acipenseridae.